Messenger RNA from Psilocybe cubensis, 2970 nucleotides. RefSeq lists its product as uncharacterized. The coding region runs from base 1 to 2970 and encodes 989 amino acids. The record is from RefSeq and is a predicted model, not a curated record. The transcript has 21 exons. Gene Ontology annotation, cellular component: extracellular region. NCBI's taxonomy places the organism in Eukaryota, Fungi, Basidiomycota, Agaricomycetes, Agaricales, Agrocybaceae. Gene Ontology annotation, biological process: carbohydrate metabolic process; chitin catabolic process. Gene Ontology annotation, molecular function: phosphatidylinositol binding; chitin binding; chitinase activity.
AUGGGUGUUUCUGUGGUUAUCAACAAGCACACGACAACCUCGAAGCCGUACCCGCACGUCGUCUAUGUCGUUGAGAUCACAACGGGAACGACGAAGAUUGUUAUACAUCGACGCUAUUCAGAGUUUGUAGCGCUUCAUGCUGCUCUGAAAGAUGGUUUCUCGCUACCAUCCAAGCACGCGAUCCUCACUGCUAUUUUUCCUUCUGGGUGGCUCGACGACGCGUUGAUCGCGGAGCGCAAGGUUGGCCUAGCCAAAUAUCUCGCAGCCUUGUUAUGGUCACCCGAGUUCAGGGACACUCCGAUCAUUAAAGGGUUCCUUGAACGCGAUGCGCUGAAGCCCGAUGAGAAUAUCGAUGUUGAAGACGUUCUUCCUUCGACACUGACCAGAAAGGAUGUUUCGGCAUUUUUUUCUCUCCGUGAUCAGGUCCAAUCUCUGUCAUUGGUAGAGGACGACCACGAAGAGGAACAAGUACCUGUUCAGGAGGAACCACCGAAGAAGAAGCUUGUAUCUGCAGCUUACUAUCCUGAGUGGUGCGCUGGAACGCUUCCUCCCGAGAGCUUGGAUUAUUCCAAGUUCGAUAUCAUCUUCUUUGGUUUCGCCACACCUAACGCCUCGUCGACACUUGACUGGGCGCGUGAUACUUUGGCUCUUCUGAAGCGCCUGAUUGCCUGUGCGAAGGCUAGCGGUUUCGGUACUAAGAUAGCUUUGUCCAUCGGUGGUUGGAAUGGAAGUCAAUGGUUCAGUCAUCUUUGCGCUUCGGCCAACAACCGAAUGACUUUUGUGCAAACGAUCCAAAACGUUGUAAACACAUACGAACUAGACGGUAUUGAUCUUGAUUGGGAAUUCCCCAACGCUAAAGGGGCAGGAAAUCCGUACUCUGCUCAUGACGCCGCAAAUUUCUUGCUGUUGAUUCAAUCUCUCCGUUCCGCAUUGGGUCCUGCGAAAAUCAUUUCUGCUGCCGUUCAACACGCCCCUUGGGCAGGCGCAGAUGGAACGACCCUCAACGAUGUUUCGGCUUAUGCAGAGAGUUUGACCUAUAUCAACAUCAUGAACUAUAGCGUAUGGGGUACGUCUGCUCCAGGACCUAAUGCACCGUUAGGUCACGCUAUCAAGAACCAGAGGAGAGUACAGACCACGGCGGAAGCGGCUCUUCUUCGUUGGAAAACGGCUGGCUUCCCAAGCGGACAGAUUUUACUUGGUUUACCAUUGUUUGGCCAUGUAUUCAAAAGCAAGAAAACAGCUCUGAACGGAGGCACGCCUCCUACUCCAACUGAUCACAUUCUGUCGUUCGCUAGCCACACCUUCAAAGGUGCUCAUAAGGCUGUCUAUGUCAAGGAUCUCGGAAAGAAACCCAAUUCGAGAGGAGCAUUGUCUGCUUGGUGGGGCAAACCCAUUGCGUUCAAGGACAUCGUUGCCUCGGGUGCGCUUGUGAAAAGAUUCGAUGGGAAUUAUGGCCACGGGGAUGGAUUUACUAUGGGUUGGGAUGAUCCAAGCUCUACCCCUUACAUUUUUAACGUUGAGAAGAAGACCUUGAUUACUUUUGAUAAUACUCGAUCUCUUGCCGCCAAAGUAAAGUUUGCGCAGGAGAAUGACCUCGCAGUUUCUUCACCAUGCUCAUUGCAACACUCAUGGCUACAGGAUGAUGGAACUUCUUUGCAAGAUGUGAUUCGAGCAGCGAUGGGCAUACAAACUGUGUGGCCUAUAAAUCUCGAGUCUAAUCCAUAUUCUUUAUUCACCUCUUUCCCAAUUACUUCGAUGUCUUCUGCUAUUGACUCACUGUUCAUCUACAACCAUACCACUUCAUCGUUCCCCCAACCUCACGUCGUGUACAUCAUCAAUGUGAUACGCGAGAAUGGGAAUCAAUAUGAAGUCCUUCGCCGUUAUUCUGAGUUUGUAACAUUAAAGGAAGCCCUCGAAGUUCCUUUUCCAUUACCACCAAAACAUGUUUUUGCCACUUCGUUCUUACCCUCGGCAUGGGUCGACAACCAGCUGAUCGAAGAAAGAAAGAGAGGACUGCAAAUGUUUCUGACCCACUUGCUUCAUCGUUUGGAUGCUCGCUCUUCCGCGACCUUUCUGGCGUUUAUUGGAGCCAGCGACCUUGUGAUGAAUGAAUCCUGCUUCUGGCCCAAAGCAGGAUUACCUGAGAUGUCCUUCAAAGGGACUUUGAUGCCCAAGGAAAUCCUCAAAAAUGAGCCAGAAAGGACGACUAAGCCUAUCGCUGCUGCUUAUUAUCCAUCUUGGGCGUCUGAUUCCAGCCCGCCGCACAAGAUCGACUUUUCCAAGUUCGAUGUCCUUUUCUUUGCAUUCGCUACUCCGAACGGAGAGGCUGGUAUAAACUGGGACAGUGGCGCUCAGGAAUCUUUGAAAAACCUUGUUUCCUGCGUCCGAAGAAGCGGUCAUCCGACCAAGAUAGUUCUUUCUGUUGGAAAUUCGAGAAUUAUAUCUGCGGCAGUAACCCAGCUUCCGUGGCUAGGACCUAAAGGCUUACCUCUCACAAACGUCGAAGAGUACGCAAAGUAUAUGAGCUUCGUGAACAUCAUGAAUUACGACGUUUUCACCUCCUCAUCUCACCCUGGUCCCAAUGCCCCACUAAGCGAUGCAUGUGGAACGAGUCGUCAGCCACAAGCAACAGCUGAGGCUGCUUUCAAACAGUGGACUCGGGCAGGGAUGCCUGCUUCCAAGCUUCUCCUUGGACUCCCAUUGUAUGGAUAUGUCUCAAAGAGCACAGACAAGAAGCUUUCUGGCAGCUUUGCUCCGUCUGGACGGAUACUAAAUGUUGCCCACCCGAAAUCAAAGCGCCCGAUAUCGUUGUCAGGUGCUGCAGGCGACCUUAGCAAGCUGUGGGGGCAACAAAUUGCGUUCUGCCAGUUGGUUGAGGCUGGAGCUUUGGAAAAGAGAGGGGAGCACUAUGUUGCCGCUAACGGAUAUACAAUGGGUAAAGUCUGCCAAACAUUGAUGAUAGGCGCCUAA